Messenger RNA from Centruroides sculpturatus (bark scorpion), 1236 nucleotides. RefSeq lists its product as uncharacterized. Bases 1 to 1236 code for a protein of 411 amino acids. The record is from RefSeq and is a predicted model, not a curated record. The transcript has a single exon. Lineage: Eukaryota; Metazoa; Arthropoda; Arachnida; Scorpiones; Buthidae.
AUGGCUCAACCCCAUGUUAGCCCUAUGGGUUCUAUCAUGGAUGACAAGAAUGACUCUUUAUAUGAUGACUCCCUCAACAAGGAUGAAGAAAUUGUUGAAUAUUCCACUUUCCGACUCAAAGCAUAUGAUAUAUUAGAAGACCUAAAAGACUUCCUUCAGUCCAACAAAAAUGGCCACAUGGGUACCAACAAGAACUCAGGUUUUAUCAUCGGGCAGGCCCAAAAAAUCAUAGACCUUUUCGACAGUGGAUGGGUCAACCACGUUUUUAUGAAACUUAACCAAAAAGUCUCUGAGUUAGCCACUAAAAAAGACUGUAGAGAAAUGAGCAAUGGCAUACACACAUGUUUGAAGUCAGACAUGCAUAGUAUGUACAAGAAGGCUCCCACCUCAUUACCUACAUCUGGCCACUUCUCAACCCCUUCAUACAGAGAGACACUUCUGAAACCCAGGAGUACCACCUCUAGGCCUGCUAAAGCUGCCAGCAAUACCCUCCUUGUCUACUGUCAGGACGAGUCCAAGGGCUCUGAGGAGACUAAAAAGAUUUUAAAAGAAAAAAUUAACCCAGCAAAAUUAAAAGUUGGCGUAAAGGGAAUUAGGAGAAUCGGUAGGGGAGGUGUGGCCAUAGAUGUCUCUGCAAAGCAGGGCAUUGUGACUCUGAAAGGUGUGAUACAGGAAUUGGCACCUGACCUUAAAACACAGGUUCCCCCAAAGCAGAAACCAAGAAUCAGAAUUGGAUUUGUUCCUACACAUUUGACAAAACAAGAUUUUACAGAUGCUGUAUACAGCCAGAAUGAGAUAGUUCACUCUAACAUGAGUGUAGAAGAAUUUAACAAGGAGUUUUCUGCACAUGUAACUAUUAAGAAUCGUGACCCAGGCAUAGUUGCGUGGCUUGUGGAUGUCUCACCCAGGAUUAGGAAACUCUUACUGGAUUCCAAACGGGUCAAUAUAGAAUGGGUGCGUUGCCCAGUAAAUGACCAUUUCUCCAUAACGCAAUGCUUUAAAUGCUGUGGGUAUGGCCACAUCAGUACCCUGUGUACCCAAGAGAGGGCAACAUGUAGUCAAUGUGGGGGACAACACCAUUUCAAAGACUGUCCAAACAAGAACACUACUGCUGAAUGUACUAACUGCAAGAAAAACAAAAAUACAGAGUGUGCACACAAUGCAUUUGAUAAAGAAUGUCCCACCUACAAAAGGAUGAAGUCACGACUAAUACAAAGAACUGACUAUGGGGAGUGA